Nycticebus coucang (slow loris) is the source of this 1029-nucleotide messenger RNA. RefSeq names its product CHM Rab escort protein (gene CHM). Gene Ontology annotation, molecular function: GDP-dissociation inhibitor activity. Gene Ontology annotation, cellular component: cytoplasm; nucleus; cytosol. NCBI's taxonomy places the organism in Eukaryota, Metazoa, Chordata, Mammalia, Primates, Lorisidae. The transcript has 9 exons. Gene Ontology annotation, biological process: vesicle-mediated transport; small GTPase-mediated signal transduction; protein geranylgeranylation. The record is from RefSeq and is a predicted model, not a curated record.
AUGGUGCUCUCAGUUCUGGCAGGGCAGGGCGUACAGUUGCCAGCCUCCUCCCUCAACUGGUUUGUACUUCUGCAGAGCCAAGCCCGACAGCCUCCCCCCAUGUUUUCAACACUGCUGGACUCACUGUUACAGUGUAGCUUUUCUACCAUAGCCCUUGCAGUGUCUGAACCUGGCAAUGAAUGGCAGACAUUCUGGUCUCUGAAGCUGCUGUAUUCUCAAGAAUUACUAAUUGAUCUUCUAGUCAAAUCUAAUGUGAGUUGGUAUGCAGAGUUCAACAAUAUUACCAGGAUUCUUGCAUUUCGAGAAGGAAGAAUAGAACAGGUUCCUUGUUCCAGAGUGGAUGUAUUUAAUAGCGAACAACUUACUGUGGUGGAAAAGCGAAUGUUAAUAAAAUUUCUUACAUUUUGUUUGGAAUUUGAGGAGCAUCCUGCUGAAUAUAAAGUUUACUACUCUCUUGCAUAUCCAGACUGGCCCAUAUAUCUACGUAAUAGAUAUACUUCUCUUUUUCUCAUUGUUAGUCCAGUAAUUCUCAUACUAUCUGUUAUGAUUACCAUUUUGGACUUACCACUUUGUGGAUUCCUCCUACAACUCACAGACACCUUCCUGCUUGUACUAUUUGCCCCCUUCCUCCUCUUUCAUCAAAGUGACAGGAUGUGUGCUGUGUUUGGUGGAAUCUAUUGUCUUCACCGCUCAGUACAAUGCCUUAUAGUGGACAAAGAAUCCAGAAAGAAAGGAUGAUAUAUAUGUAAAGCAAUCAUUCAUCAGUUUGGUCAGAGAAUAAUCUCUAAGUGUUUCCUUGUGGAGGACAGUUACUUUUAUGAAAACAUAUGUUCACGUGUACAAUACAGACAGAUCUCCAGGGCAGUCCUCAUUACAGAUAUAUAUGUACUAAAAAUGAAUUCAUGCCAACAGAUUUCCAUUUUGACAGUACCAGCAGAGGAACCAGGAACUUCUGCUGUUUGGGUCACUGAGUUAUGUUCCUCAAUGAUGACACACAUGAAAGAUACUAGUAAGCAUAAUAGAGUCUGA